AUGUGGAAGCAAAAAGUUUGGUUUAGUUUGCACGGCGUCCCGGAGACCAUCGCGGGUCACAACAGAUUGGGCAAACGAAAAGAGCGCAGUGAUUCCAAACUACCUCAAUUUUACCACAAAUCUAUGGGGCGCGAACAGCGCUCUAUUGUUCGGCCCAGUCACAAACACUUCAAAAACUAUGAAAACGACAAAAUACAAGGGAAACGUAUUACGUGGAGCCAAAGACAUGUUUUUUUCCGGAGCUCUGUGAGCCGGCAGCCGGUUUUGCUUCAGUCCGCCAUUGCCACUCAGACCAAGCAGUCGAGCUCAGCCGGCGACCUACUUCACAAAAGGAAGAGGAGGCGUGAGGGGGGCGGCGGCAGAGACGGCGGCAGACAACGCUCGUGGAGCAGAAGCAAACAGACGCACCAUGUACCCCCACUGCUUUUCCUUCAUCCCAAAUCUUCGAGGUCUACGUUUGGCAGUUUUCACUUCAGUCCAGAGUUUUACUUUGAUCACAGACCUCAGCAUUAUCACCAUGAGCCUCACGAGAGUUUUCCGGGGAGCUACACCAGCGACACCGAGUCAAGCAUUUACUCGGAGCGGGGUGAUCAGAACUAUCAGGACCCCCAGGACUACCAGGAUUCGGACUUUGGCUCGGGCCUCUCCAGCAGCAGCAGCUCUGAGGAGGACGAGGAGGAAGAAGAGUCUGACAGUACAGAGGUCAGCAGCGAAGAGGAGGACAGCUCUUCUCAGUCCGACUCCAGUUCUGUGUCCAGCCGGGUCUCUGUUCAGAGUAUUCGCUUCAGACGGGCCCGUGUCGGUUCUUCAAUCAAAACUAUCAACAAAGCACCUUUGGUCCUCCAGCCAACGUUUCACUACAACAAUCAGGACAAACAGCACAAGCCAGACCUCGUUGACCCUUCUCAAAAUUCACAGAUGCUGGAUUUACCGAGCAGGCGUAAACGCAGCACAUGCGCUGUGACUGCAUCUCCUCCAGCAAACAGCCCUUUCCGUUUAAUGGCACAUUUCCCGUCCACACCGUCUUUGACUGUUGGCAGCGACGGGGAUCUGUGUCCUGCUUACUCCCUGAACUCGUUGAGGGGCCUCUCCGAGCCUCCCCCUCAGCACCACCCCGUGUGGAAGUGGCAGCCUGGCGGACACAUUUUCCCUCCCCCACCCGCAGCAAGAACGAGGAAAUAA
This is a messenger RNA of Knipowitschia caucasica, 1182 nucleotides long. The record is from the annotation of a GenBank genome assembly. Lineage: Eukaryota; Metazoa; Chordata; Actinopteri; Gobiiformes; Gobiidae.